AUGCGUCAUCGGGUGGCGACGGGUUUACGGCUGUCGUGCUCCCCCAUAUCCGCCAUCAUGAAAGCCGCGGAGUUGGUGGGAGAGCAAAAGGCGCCGAUGGAGGGAGAGCGGCAGGAAGAGGCAGAGCUGGAUGCAGAGGCGGCGGAGGAGCAGGAAGAGUCCGAGGAGGCGGCCUGCAACAGCAGCAAGAAGAAGAAGGUAGUGCCGGGAAUUGUGUACCUGGGACACGUCCCGCCGCGAUUCCGUCCCUUGCACGUCCGCAACCUGCUCAGCGCCUACGGCGAAGUGGGACGCGUGUUCUUCCAGGCCGAGGACCGCUUUGUGAGACGCAAAAAGAAGGCAGCGGCGGCCGCAGGAGGAAAGGCGGCUAAAUACAGCAAGGACUAUACAGAAGGCUGGGUGGAAUUCCGUGACAAGCGCAUAGCCAAGCGAGUGGCAGCCAGUCUACAUAACACGCCCAUGGGUGCCCGCAGGCGCAGUCCCUUCCGUUAUGACCUGUGGAACCUCAAGUAUUUGCAUCGUUUUACAUGGUCCCACCUCAGCGAACACCUUGCCUUUGAGCGCCAGGUACGAAGGCAGCGCCUAAGAGCAGAGGUUUCCCAAGCAAAGCGAGAGACUGACUUCUAUCUUCAAAGUGUAGAACGGGGACAACGCUUCCUUGCAGCUGAUGGGGAUGCUACUCGCCCUAAUAGCUCCUGGACAUUUGCACAACGUCCCACAGAGCAGGAGUUGAGGGCCCGGAAGGCAGCACGGCAGGGAGGGCGGGAACGAGCUCGCCUGGCUCACGCCCAGGACCAGGCCAAAUCCAACAGAGGGCUCCUUGCCAGGAUCUUUGGAGCCCCUCCACCUGCAGAGAGCAAGGAAGAAUCAUAACCAGCAAGGGACUCCUGGUGGAAAAAGAAGCUGCUUGUAGUUACCAGCUCCGCUCUCUUCAGGUCUGCCUCCCGCAGAGUGUAACCGAGUGUCAGUCCAGGCAGAUGUUUUCAUGUUUUCUCUCUAUUCCACAGAUCAAGAGUUUGGUAAAAGACUUUUUUUCCCCCUUGGCCUCUUUUACCCACCAUGAUCAAAUCCUGUUACGUUCCCAGCUGAGAACUUAGGCUUACUAUCCAAGAUGAUUACUGCUGGAGGAGCCAAUUGUAUUUUGUUUGACUUCUGGUUGCCUGCCUUUCUCAGUGUGCUCCUAACGGUUUCUGGCUCCAGGAGUGGAUUUCCCUUCUACUAGAGCAGCAAUGACACACCCAUGUGGUCUAUGAUGUUCAUCCACUGUGGUGGGGGCAGAAUUAACAGGAAUUGGGUUAGUGGCCCAAUUUGAAGUUUUUGUUUGAAAAUAAAAAAGAAUUGUUAUACACGUUUUAGUUUUCAGGUGGGAAUCAUUGAGUUUCAGUUUCUUUUGAAGCGAAGCGUACUACUCAGUUAUUGUAGCAGAUAUGUUCCCAGUGCUCCUCAUACCUUUUUCAAGUGUCCAGGCUAGCCUUGAGGUUAUUCUGUAAGUUGCUCAAGUAAGCCCUGAACUUGAAAUCCUGUCUCAGCCUCCCAAAUAACUGGGAUUAUAGGUUUGUGUCAGCCAACCUAGUUUCAAUGUUCUUAAAUAAAUAAACAAGUAAUUUCUUUGUUCAAUAAAUUUCUUAUCUUGAAAAGAUGUGUACAAGCUGUCAUGAACCCUGUCUCUUAAAAUACUCAUUUUGGUUCAUGUCUUACGUACAAAAGUUGCAUGUGUGUUAAGAAAUUUGCUACUAGAUCUAAGGCAAAAAAAAAAAGACUUUGCCAGUGUAUAAGCUCUUCAUGGAUCCAUUCCACCUGCCUUUGCAGUCACUGUUCCGUAUCUCCAUUCCCCUUCCCUCAGUCCAUCCCUCACUGUGGUUCUAUCACAUAUACUACCUUCUUCAGCAAAUUCUGAAGUUCUUUUCCAAUAGCCUGACACCCUGGCCCCUCAUUCCCUUCCCUACAAGCUCAGGUGCGUUCUUUGAGAUCAAGUCAAACAGCAUGUCAGCUGUCUGCCCCACCUAAAAUGGGUGCUCUGUGGGGUUGAUAUUUGCUUCUCCGGUGUUAUCAGGAAUGAAGAUCGAACUUUAUCUUUGACUCCUUAUGGUUUCAGUUUGUUUGGCAAUAAAAAUUCACUAACUCUUUGA
Molecule: messenger RNA, 2129 nt
Organism: Phodopus roborovskii (desert hamster)
Lineage: Eukaryota; Metazoa; Chordata; Mammalia; Rodentia; Cricetidae
Product: activator of basal transcription 1-like
Biological process (GO): small-subunit processome assembly; endonucleolytic cleavage in 5'-ETS of tricistronic rRNA transcript (SSU-rRNA, 5.8S rRNA, LSU-rRNA); endonucleolytic cleavage to generate mature 5'-end of SSU-rRNA from (SSU-rRNA, 5.8S rRNA, LSU-rRNA)
Cellular component (GO): nucleolus
Molecular function (GO): RNA binding
Source: RefSeq, a predicted model, not a curated record